This is a messenger RNA of Carassius carassius (crucian carp), 2436 nucleotides long. RefSeq names its product disintegrin and metalloproteinase domain-containing protein 10-like. Gene Ontology annotation, biological process: membrane protein ectodomain proteolysis; Notch signaling pathway. The transcript is spliced from 16 exons. The coding region runs from base 86 to 2419 and encodes 777 amino acids. The record is from RefSeq and is a predicted model, not a curated record. Gene Ontology annotation, cellular component: synaptic membrane; plasma membrane. Gene Ontology annotation, molecular function: metalloendopeptidase activity involved in amyloid precursor protein catabolic process. NCBI's taxonomy places the organism in Eukaryota, Metazoa, Chordata, Actinopteri, Cypriniformes, Cyprinidae.
GUCUGACGUCAGGACGCAAUCCCCGAACCCGAGGCCGAGGCUGUAAACAAUAAAACCCAACCCGUCCAUCAUCCAUGCGCUAAACAUGCAUUUGUCCGCGAUGACGGCUGUGUUGUCUGUGCUGCUAUGGCUCUUCUGCGCCCUCAGGUCCGCUCGAGGUGCGUCUGGGAGCCCCCUGAGCAGGUACAUCCGUCACUACGAGGGUCUGUGGUACGACAGGGAUGUGCUGCACAGUCAGCACACGAGGGCCAAGAGAGCGCUGUCUCUACAGGAGCGAGAGCUGCAGCUGGACUUCCACGCGCACGGCAGACAUUUCAACCUGCGAAUGAGGCGAGACACCAGACUGUUUUCAGACGACUUUAAGCUGGAGAUGUCUGGAGAGGAGCUGGACUACGACACCUCACACAUCUACAGCGGAGAACUGUACGGUGAACAGGGCUCUCUGACGCACGGAUCGGUCGUGGACGGGCAGUUCGAGGGCUUCAUUCAGACCCAUCGAGGGACGUAUUACGUGGAGCCGAUCGAGAGAUACCUGCAGGACAAGAAGGUCCCGUUCCACUCCGUCAUCUACCACGAGGACGACAUCCAGUAUCCGCACAAAUACGGCCCAGAAGGCGGCUGCGCAGAUUCGUCUGUGUUUGAGAGAAUGAAGAAGUAUCAGGCGUCAGCGCUGGAGGAACUGGCCAAGGAGGAUCACGUGUUGCUGAGGAAGAGGAGGAUGACACAGGUGGAGAAGAACACCUGCCAGCUCUUCAUCCAAACCGAUCACCUCUUCUACAAGUACUACAAGAGCAGAGAGGCCGUGAUCGCUCAGAUCUCCAGUCACGUCAAGGCCAUCGAUGCCAUCUACCAGGGCACAGACUUCAUGGGCAUCCGCAACAUCAGCUUCAUGGUCAAGAGGAUACGGAUAAACACCACGAGUGACGAGCGCGAUCGCUCCAACCCCUUCCGCUUCGCUAACAUCGGCGUGGAGAAGUUCCUGGAGCUGAACUCGGAGCAGAAUCAUGAUGAUUACUGUCUGGCGUAUGUCUUCACCGACCGGGACUUUGACGACGGCGUGCUGGGUCUGGCCUGGGUCGGGGCUCCAGCCGGGAGCUCUGGGGGGAUCUGUGAGAAGAACAAGCUGUAUUCUGAUGGGAAGAAGAAGUCUCUGAACACUGGGAUCAUCACAGUGCAGAACUACGCCUCGCACGUGCCUCCUAAAGUCUCACACAUUACCUUCGCUCACGAGGUCGGACACAACUUCGGUUCCCCGCAUGACUCCGGGUCGGAGUGCACUCCUGGCGAGUCUAAGAGCCAGGAUAAGAAGGAGCGAGGGAACUACAUCAUGUACGCUCGAGCCACUUCCGGAGACAAGCUGAACAACAACAAGUUCUCCGUCUGCAGCGUCAAGAACAUCAGCCAGGUGCUGGAGAAGAAGCGCGGCAGCUGUUUCGUGGAGUCUGGACAGCCCAUCUGUGGGAACGGUCUGGUGGAGCCGGGCGAGGAGUGUGAUUGUGGCUACAGUGAUCAGUGUAAAGAUGAGUGCUGCUAUGAUGCUAAUCAGCCAGACAACAGGAAGUGCAAACUCAAGCCCAACAAAAUCUGCAGUCCGAGUCAGGGCCCCUGCUGCAGGGCCGAGUGCUCCUACAAGGGCCGGAACGAGAAGUGUCGUGAGGAGUCGGAGUGUGCUCAUCAGGGCAUGUGUAACGGUGCCUCGGCCCAGUGCCCCACCUCAGAGCCCAAAGCUAACUUCACCGCCUGCCACGGGGACACGCAGGUCUGCCUGAACGGGGGCUGCUCCGGCUCCAUCUGUGAGAAGUAUGGGCUGGAGGUCUGCACCUGUGCCAGUGUGGAUGGCAAAGACGAGACUGAGCUCUGCCACGUGUGCUGCAUGGAGAAGAUGAACCCCAGCACCUGCAGCAGUACAGGCUCUGAACGUCUCGCUCGCUUCUUCAAUAAGAAGGUCACCACUCUUCAAGCCGGCUCGCCGUGCAACGACUUCAAGGGCUACUGCGACGUCUUCAUGAAGUGUCGUCUGGUGGACGCUGAUGGUCCUCUGGCGCGCCUGAAGAAGGCCAUCUUCAACCCAGAGCUGUAUGAGAACAUUGCCGAAUGGAUCGUGGCUCACUGGUGGGCAGUUCUGCUUAUGGGAAUUGCUCUCAUCAUGCUCAUGGCUGGAUUCAUUAAGAUCUGCAGCGUUCACACGCCCAGCAGCAACCCCAAACUUCCUCCUCCCAAACCACUGCCAGGUACGCUGAAGAGACGACGAGCUCAACAAGCCAGUCAGCAGCAGCACCAUCAGCACCACAACCAGAACCAGAACCAGCACGCUCUCCAGAACCAACGAGCGGCUCCACGCCAGGCUCAGCGCCAGCCGCAGCCCCAGCGCCACCGGCAGCCCCGCGACAACUACCAGAUGGGUCAGAUGAGACGCUGAGAGCUGCCUCAUCCACC